UUACGUCAUUGGUUUCAGUCAGACAGGCUCCCGUUGCACUAACGACUCAGCCGGAGGUGGAGAGGCACGGCUCUGUAGUUGACGCCUAAACCGAUUGUUUAAUGUCAUCUUAAACCGAUUGUUUAAUGUCAUCUUUUUGAGUCGCCCAUAAAAGAACAACCAAGCCGCGAGCUGUGUGUUGUUCCCGCUGUUUAACUUGCUGAGUUGGCUCCUCUUCCUGGUCAGCCAUUUUGAUUUUUUUCUGAGCGACAAGCAGCCGGCCCCGUGUGUAUGCUAGCCACUGCUCCCAUUUCCACACAGCGAACCAUAUCUGCCCAACUAAAGGAGCCCUUUACGAGACCGGAACACACUUCUCAACGAGUCCACAAUGAAUCCCGAAUAUGACUAUUUAUUCAAACUUCUCCUGAUUGGUGACUCCGGUGUUGGAAAAUCUUGCCUUCUUCUCCGCUUUGCAGAUGAUACAUACACAGAAAGCUACAUCAGCACAAUUGGUGUGGACUUCAAAAUACGAACCAUAGAACUCGACGGAAAGACCAUUAAACUUCAGAUUUGGGAUACCGCAGGUCAAGAAAGGUUUCGCACCAUCACAUCCAGCUACUACAGAGGCGCUCAUGGUAUCAUUGUAGUGUAUGAUGUCACAGACCAGGAGUCCUUCAACAACGUCAAACAGUGGCUGCAGGAGAUCGACCGUUACGCCAGUGAAAAUGUGAACAAGCUGUUGGUGGGCAACAAGUGCGACCUGACGACAAAGAAGGUGGUGGAUUACACAACGGCUAAAGAGUUUGCAGACUCUCUGGGUAUUCCGUUCUUGGAAACCAGCGCCAAGAACGCCACCAAUGUGGAGCAGGCCUUCAUGACCAUGGCUGCAGAAAUUAAGAAAAGGAUGGGCCCCGGGGCCGCCGCCAGCGGAGGGGAGAAGCCCAACGUGAAGCUGACCCCCGGCACGACCGUCAAGCCUUCGCCGGGUGGCUGCUGCUGAGGGCAAAAGUGCUGUCCUGCCCCCUGCUGGACAGGCCUGUACCUGCCAUCUUCCUGAAAACUCAACCACAAUCAGACAGGGUAGGGAUGACAUGAAUCACAACAAGAUCACGGUGUAUUUGUACAACAAUGUAGCACACUACCAAAAUAAAAGCAUCCUUCUCGUCA
Messenger RNA from Doryrhamphus excisus (bluestripe pipefish), 1146 nucleotides. Its product is annotated as ras-related protein ORAB-1-like. NCBI's taxonomy places the organism in Eukaryota, Metazoa, Chordata, Actinopteri, Syngnathiformes, Syngnathidae. The record is from RefSeq and is a predicted model, not a curated record. Gene Ontology annotation, molecular function: GTP binding; GTPase activity.